AUGGCCAAAAAAACGAAAAGUAACUCGAAAAAUUCGACUCCAGUGAAUGACGUACCAGUAGCUGCUGGUAAAAAGAAGGCAAAAGGAAAAAAGGGACAAGAACAAGAGCCAGAAGAUGACAAAAGGGCCAAGCAACAAAGUAAUAGAGCAAAGGUAACAUCCACAGCGAGCUGGACAGGUAAGUUACCUCACACAAUCUUACACGAAACUUGUCAGAAACGGAAAUGGAAUAAGGUAGAAUAUGAUAUGAAAAAAAUAGGUGAUAAGGGUUUCAUUGCCAUUGCAGUUUUGUCGUUUACUGACCCAAAGACAAAAGAAACAUUAACCACAAGAAUGAGCGAUCCGACGUAUGAUAAAGCUUCAGGAAAAGGCAUUGUUAUUCCUCAAGAAACUCCAGUUGAAGCUAGACACAUAGCUUCCACUAUUGCGCUAUAUCGCGUUGCAUAUAACACUAACCUGCACAUGAUGCUUCCGCCAAAUCAUAGAAAAACAUGGUACGCCCUCGAUGACUUUCGCAAGGACAACCUAAAAACGAACGAAAAGCGUAUAAACAAAUUAUUUGAUCUUGAUCCCUUCAAGACAAUGGUGGAAGAUAGGAAGCUCAAACUCCAACGUGAAAAGGACCAAGCUGCACAGAAUAACCAAGCACAGAAAGAACAAGUUGCACAAACUAUCCUAUCCAGCCAUAGCGGACUUUCUUCCUCCCGAAAGAAUCCGAAAGAGAGAAAAUCAACAUCCCAUAAACACUCACACAAUCCUUCAUUAGUACGGUUUCCAAAAAAAGUUUGGGAAAAUUCUAUAUUCGUCGACCUUGAUGAAUCUUCUAGACAACUGAUAGAAACCUCAUUGAAAGAAAAAAUUGAUUGGCAAAAUAAAAAAAUUACCCAUAACAAUAACACGAUCACUGAGGAUCGGGAAGAUCUUAAGGCAAAAUUGUUAACUUUACAAUUCAGGCCAAAGCACGUAGAGGAGGCCAUGCUUUAUAAAGAUCCAUUGUCUUUCUUAUUGUUUAACUUACCAGAAGAUGAUUUGCCACCAUUUUUUCAUAAGAAGAAAGGUGAUACAAAAAACAAGGUUGAAAUAUCGAAUCUACCCUUAUCGACUAGAAUGAUCAUUGAGCGUUUAACAGAAAUUGGCGUCUCCUCAGAUGAGGCUUUAUUGGCUUUACAACAAAAUGAUAUGAAUGAAAAUGAAGCAGCUGGGUUCUUGACGAGGGAAAAUUUACCAACUUUAAAUAACAAUACAAAUGAAACUGUAUCGGAAACAGAAUCUAUAGAAUGUUGGAAUCAAGAGCUAGAGAGCCUAGAAAGCAUUUAUGAGGGCUGCGUGAUGGACACCAAGGAAAAUUCUCACUACACGCUCAACUUAAUCGAAAAACUCAAGAUAAAAUUGAAAGUAUAUAGAACCAAAAAUUAUCCUGCAUCUUUGCCUGGAAUUGUAGUUUCAACUUUUGAUAAAAAUUACAAACUACCUGAUUAUAUUAAAAAGCAAAUACUAACCAAGUUAUUGCACUAUCUCCAAGAAGGCAAUCUAAUAGGUGAUAUGUUAGUAUAUCAUAUUUAUGAAUGGUUAAAAGACAAUAUAUUCGAGAUAAUUGAUAACCCUGGCCCAUUAGUUCCAGAAUUAGACUCGAAGAGUACAAUAAACAAGAGAAACAUUCCAAACGGUAAGAAAAAUACAAACAAUUCUAGUUCAAGAAAAUUUGUAAAGAAUACCAUCUCUGAAGACAUGCUUUGUGUUUUAAAGGAAGAAUAUAUAAAAAGGAUUAAAAGCCCUGAAUACAAAAAUAUGCAGUUAAUCAGAGAACAACUGCCUGCUUGGAAGAAGCAAAAAGUUAUUAUAGAUAUUAUCAAUAAAAAUGAGGUUGUAUUGAUUACUGGUGAAACAGGUUCGGGUAAAUCCACUCAAGUCGUUCAGUUUGUUUUAGAUUUCCUACAGAGGGAAGAAAGCGAUUUUGGUAAAACUAGAAUCGUAUGUACACAACCUAGAAGAAUCUCCGCUAUUGGGCUUGCUGAACGUGUUUCCGAUGAACGCUGUGUAGCUUGUGGUGAUGAGGUGGGUUACGUAAUAAGGGGUGUUAAUAAAACCAAAGCUUUCACACGGAUCAAGUUCAUGACCACGGGUGUUCUUGUUAGGUUGUUACAAAAUGCCAGGACGAUGUUGGAAGAUACAAUCGUUGUUAUUGAUGAAGUCCAUGAACGUUCCAUUGAUACGGAUUUGAUUGUGACAUUAAUGAAGAAUCUCCUACACAAAGUUCGUGGAAUGAAAAUUGUUCUAAUGAGUGCUACAGUCAACGUUGAUCUGUUCAAAAAAUUCUUUCCAGGAUUAGCAACAUGUCACAUCGAAGGACGUACUUUUCCUAUCACAGAUUAUUUCUUGGAAGAUAUUCUGGAUGACCUGGACUUCAAAAUCAAGAGAGAAAAGGCGUUAUAUUAUGGUGAUGAUGAUAACGCUGAUGAAAGAAGUAAUGACGACCAGUAUUUGAAGCCAAGGGCAGAUUCUAAGUUUUUUUCUUCUGGGCAAAUUAAUUAUGAUUUGCUUUGCCAAGUUGUAGAGCACGUAGAUAAACGCCUGAAAGAUGCUGACAACAACGGAUCCAUUAUCGUUUUCUUACCUGGUGUGGGCGAAAUUAAUAAGUGCUGCAAUUUGCUGGCUAAUAAAACAAAUGGAGUUGAUUUUAUAGUAUUGCCCUUGCAUUCAGCUCUAACUCCUGAGGACCAAAAAAGGGUAUUUAAAAAAUAUCACAGAAAGAGAAAAGUUGUUGUAUCUACAAAUAUUGCUGAAACUUCUAUUACUAUAGAUGACUGUGUCGCAACUAUUGACACUGGCCGUGCCAAAUCGAUGUUCUAUAAUCCAAAGGAUAAUACUACAAAACUGAUUGAGUCAUUUAUUUCAAAAGCUGAAGUUAAACAACGUAGAGGCCGUGCUGGUAGAGUGCGUGAAGGUUUAUCUUACAAGUUAUUUUCUAAAAAUUUGUACGAAAACGACAUGAUACCAAUGCCAAUCCCAGAAAUUAAAAGAAUCCCAUUAGAAUCGCUUUAUUUAUCUGUUAAAGCCAUGGGCGUAAAAGACGUUAAGGCGUUUUUGAGUACAGCUUUGGAUGCCCCUCCUUUGCCAGCUUUACAGAAGGCAGAAAGGAUCCUAACAACGGUAGGACUUGUAGAUGAGUUCGACAAGUCGCUCACACAACUAGGUCAAUUUAUCAGUUUGAUGCCUGUUAUGGAUAGUAAGCAUGGUAAAUUGCUAAUUUACGGUAUUUUGUUUGGUUGUACGGAUAUUUGUGUUUUACUUGUCUCGAUACUCGGUAUUGGAGCUUUGCCCUUUAUCGGAGGUUUUGAAAAUAGAGAAAAAAUAAAGAGGGUGCUAUGCAAAUAUGAAAGUCGUGGGGAUUUAUUCGCAGUAUUGGAAGUUGUCAAAGGUUACUUGAAAAUCAAAGAUCCAACCACCAAAAGAAAAUACUUGAGGGACCAUUUACUUUCCUAUAACAAAAUUAAUGAAAUCAAAUCAUCAAGAGCCCAAUACUAUUCUAUUUUGAAAGAUGUAGGCUUUCUACCGAUGGGUUAUAAAGCUGGAAACAUCUCUGAUUUGAAUAGAAACGAGCGAAAUUUUGAUAUCCUAAGGGCCAUUCUCACAGGAGCAUUCUAUCCACACGUAGCCAGGGUUCAGCUGCCAGAUGUAAAAUAUUUAUCAACAAGUUCUGGGGCAGUAGAAAAGGAUCCUGAAGCCAAAAUGAUCAAAUACUGGAUUAGAAGCGAAGAGUAUCAAGACAAAUUGGAAGAAUAUAAGACAAAUAAUUCGCAAGAAACGCAAAAAGUUGAUUUGGAAGAUUUGCCGUUACCUGCUACCAGGGCAUUCAUUCAUCCAAGUUCCGUUUUGUUUUCAACCAAUUCAGUAAACUUGGAAGACGCUAAAUUACUCUCUGAAAUAGAAGGUCCAAUUUCUCGUCAGUCCAAAAUACCAACCGUUGUAAGAUAUCCAUUUGUGUUGUUUACCACAUCUCAAGUUACUAACAAGUUGUAUUUGAGAGACUUAACCCCAACUACCACAUUGUCAUUACUAUUAUUCGGCGGGGCGAUCUCUUAUGAUAUUGGAGGUACUAUUCAUUCACCGGGCAUUAUUGUUGACAAUUGGCUCCCAAUUAGGACCUGGUGUAAGAAUGGUGUUUUGAUCAAGGAAUUGAGAACACAACUUGAUGAGGCCAUAAGAAAGAAGUUAGAAAGUCCCGAUUAUGCUAAAAAAUCUCAAAUUGAUAAUUCUGACGCUGAUAAAACUCUAAAAAUUGUUGAAAAAAUUGUAGCUUCCGAGCAAUAG
This is a messenger RNA of Saccharomyces paradoxus, 4311 nucleotides long. RefSeq names its product RNA helicase. The coding region runs from base 1 to 4311 and encodes 1436 amino acids. Lineage: Eukaryota; Fungi; Ascomycota; Saccharomycetes; Saccharomycetales; Saccharomycetaceae. The transcript has a single exon. Gene Ontology annotation, molecular function: protein binding; RNA binding; ATP binding. Gene Ontology annotation, cellular component: intracellular anatomical structure. The record is from RefSeq and is a predicted model, not a curated record.